Molecule: messenger RNA, 7498 nt
Organism: Larimichthys crocea (large yellow croaker)
Lineage: Eukaryota; Metazoa; Chordata; Actinopteri; Sciaenidae
Gene: comp
Product: cartilage oligomeric matrix protein
Exons: 19
Coding region: 121-2367 (748 amino acids)
Biological process (GO): cell adhesion
Cellular component (GO): extracellular region
Molecular function (GO): calcium ion binding
Source: RefSeq, a predicted model, not a curated record
UGGGGAGGAAAGACUGCUGGAAGCAGGUUUGCAGGAGGAGCGCUGAAUCUGAAGGCAGAAGAGAGAGAAGAGACGGAGCUCCUGUAACUGAACGGUAGCAUCUGCAGCACAGAUUCAACCAUGCUGUGGUUUCAAGUGCUGGUGAGUGCAAUCUACAUGGGAGGACACGCUGCAGCAGGACAGAGAGAUGGAGAAAUUAUCAGUCAGAUCAAAAUGACGAACCUCGCGCUGGCUGAGAUUAAAGAGCUUCUGAAACAACAGAUAAAAGAGAUAGUAUUCUUGAAGAACACAGUGAUGGAGUGUGAAGCUUGUGGGAUGGGAGGAAUGCAGCCUCGUCCUUCCUGUGUGCCCAACCCCUGCUACCCAGGAGUGAAAUGUAUGGAGACACCUCAGGGUAUAAAGUGUGGACGCUGCCCUGAAGGAAUGGAGGGCAACGGCACCCACUGCACUGAUGUAGACGAGUGUACUGUCAUGCCGUGUCACAUGGGUGUGCGCUGCAUAAACACAUCCCCAGGUUUUCGUUGUGGGUCUUGUCCUGCUGGAUACACCGGCCCCCAGGUCCAGGGUGUCGGACUCGCCUAUGCCACUGCCAACAAACAGGUGUGCAGAGAUAUCAAUGAGUGUGAAGGCCCUAACAGUGGAGGCUGUGUGGAAAACUCUGUCUGUAUGAACACACCUGGCUCAUUCAGGUGUGGUCCCUGUAAGCCGGGCUACAUUGGGGAUCAGCGACGUGGCUGUAAGCCGGAGAGAGCCUGUGGGAAUGGCCAGCCCAACCCAUGCCACGCCAGUGCUGAGUGCAUUGUCCAUCGUGAGGGUACAAUCGAGUGUCAGUGUGGAGUCGGCUGGGCUGGCAACGGCUACCUCUGUGGGUCCGACAUCGACAUUGAUGGUUUCCCUGAUGAGAAACUGGACUGUCCCGAGAGGAACUGCAAUAAGGAUAAUUGUCUCACUGUGCCCAACUCUGGUCAAGAAGAUGCUGACCGUGAUGGAGCUGGAGAUGCCUGUGACGAGGAUGCAGAUGGGGAUGGGAUCCUAAACACACAGGAUAACUGUGUGUUGGUGCCUAACGUGGACCAGAGGAACAUUGAUGAGGACGACUUUGGCGAUGCCUGUGACAACUGCCGUGCCAUCAAAAACAAUGACCAAAAAGACACAGAUGUGGACAAAUUUGGCGAUGAGUGUGAUGAAGACAUUGAUGGGGAUGGAAUCCUUAAUCACCUGGAUAACUGUGCAAGGGUUCCCAACGCUGACCAGAAAGAUCGUGACGGAGACAAAGUCGGAGACGCCUGCGACAGCUGUCCUUAUGUUCCGAACCCUGACCAGAUGGAUGUGGACAACGACUUGAUUGGUGACCCCUGUGACACCAACAAGGACAGUGACGGAGAUGGUCACCAAGACUCCCGGGACAACUGUCCAGCUGUUAUCAACAGCUCCCAGCUGGACACCGACAAGGACGGCAAGGGAGACGAGUGCGAUGACGACGACGAUAAUGACGGCAUCCCAGACCUGCUGCCACCUGGUCCUGAUAACUGCCGUCUGAUCCCCAACCCUCUGCAGGAGGACUCUAAUGGUGAUGGUGUGGGUAAUGUAUGCGAGAAGGAUUUUGACAACGACACUAUCAUCGACACCAUUGACGUUUGUCCAGAAAAUGCUGAGGUCACCCUCACCGACUUCAGGGAGUACCAGACCGUCGUUUUAGAUCCAGAGGGAGAUGCACAGAUCGACCCCAACUGGGUGGUUCUGAACCAGGGAAGAGAGAUUGUCCAGACGAUGAACAGUGAUCCUGGCUUGGCUGUUGGUUACACUGCCUUCAGCGGUGUCGAUUUCGAAGGGACAUUUCAUGUAAACACGGUAACGGACGACGACUACGCAGGAUUUAUCUUCGGGUACCAGGACAGCUCCAGUUUCUACGUGGUGAUGUGGAAGCAAGUGGAACAGAUCUACUGGCAGGCAAACCCGUUCAGAGCUGUGGCAGAACCAGGCAUCCAACUGAAGGCUGUCAAGUCAAACACGGGUCCGGGUGAAAACUUGAGGAACGCCUUGUGGCACACCGGCGACACGAGUGAUCAGGUCAAGCUCCUGUGGAAGGAUGCUCGCAAUGUUGGCUGGAAGGACAAGACUUCUUACCGCUGGUUCCUCCAACACCGGCCUGCUGACGGCUACAUCAGAGUUCGUUUCUAUGAGGGUCCUCAGAUGGUGGCAGACACAGGCGUCAUCAUCGAUGCCACAAUGAGGGGAGGUCGACUAGGAGUCUUCUGCUUCUCCCAGGAGAACAUCAUCUGGGCCAACCUGCGUUAUCGCUGCAACGACACGCUUCCUGAGGACUUUGACACCUACAGAGCCCAGCAGGUCCAGCUGGCAGUCUGAUGACAACAAAUGAACCCAGGGAAUUCUGGGAACACUUUUCAACGCACAACUCGGAUCAGAAAUAACAUAAUACAAACAAAUCUAUCACACGUGUUUCAAAUCUGCCGAGUUUGAACAUAAAAACUGAUCGACUACACUUUAAACUGACAGAAGAGCAGCAGCAAAAAUCUUAUAUAAUAACAAUAUUAAUAAAAAUAACAUGAUUUCUUUGGAUUGUUUGGCUGUUAUCAAACAGAAAUCUGUCAUAAAUAAUUUUGCUAUAUUGUUCACUGUAUAUUUACAUUUAAAUGUAUAGUUAGAGCUAUUGCAAAGAUUUCACUGUCACGAAUGAAUAAAUGUGGAUUUUGAAAAAGUGUUUUUAUAAAUUAAAUGCAUUAAUGGUGAAAUCAUAGAAUAGCUACACUGCAAAAAAAAAAAAAAAAAAAAAGGUCAAACAUUUGAUUUUAAGUAACAGACGUUGACUUUUUUUUAAACUCAACAGCUUUUAGUGGAAAUCAACAUUCUGAACAUUUCACAAGCAUGCACAUAUCCAAAAUAAUCUUUUAAAUUUUGCAUUUGGAAAUACAGGUUACAAAAUAGAAACGAUAGCAAAGACAAUAUACAACAGGAUUGAAACACCAUGCAUGUCCACAGCAACACGCUGUGAUGUUGCAAAAUGACAUCAGACAGUUUUUUUUUUUGUUGUUGUUUUUCAAAAAUCAAGACUAUGUGCAGAGAAAAAUCUUCGUCUUCCACAUUCAAUUUAAUUGACAUUUUUCUUUCAUCUUAUAAACAAAUGGUCACAUAAGGAGAAUCACAUGGCAACAAAUAAAUAGCUACAGAUUUUUUUUUUUACUACGACUUACAGGACAACAGUGAUAUAAUGCUAUUCUCACUAUAAGCUUUAAGUGGAACUUAAACUGUUUUUUCCAGAGAACUGUAGAGUCAUUUAGAAACCCCCGUGUUAUUAAAGGGAGAUUUUAUUCAGACCUAAAAAGACUCUGGGAAUAAGCAGUAAAGACCGAGCAGCAACUCUUUCCUUUCAUACUGGGACACCUUUAAACACAGGACUCUAGUUUCCUGUUUGAGCUUCACUCGUCUGCUAAUUCAGUUUGAGACAAGAUUUAGCUUCAUUGCUUUUUAAACACAAAUGUACCAACAAGUAAUGUGAGUAAAGUGGUGUCUCAGACCAAAACCAGCAGAUGAGUCAAAGCUACAUAGUUUACAAGACGUAGUAAUAUAGUACUAUACGUUAGUGAGUGAUUUGUUCAUCUUGUCUGUUUGGAGUUUUGCUUUUUGUAUUUCAGUGUUUAGCCUCAGACUCGGCAAACUCUUGAAAUUAGUGUCUCAAAAUGCAAAUUCAUGCUCGGCACGUGAGAAGUAAAUGUUUUUCCACCAAGAGAGGAUUGAGUAAAAAUGUGUAACCUCAACUGUGUCAAAUAAAGUUGAUUUUUUUUCUUACCCUAAUGAUCAGAUUUUUGUUUAUUCCCUCACUUCAAUCAACGGUGGACUAGCUGCUGAACUUGAGCUCAAAUCUUUACCAGCGUUGGCUUUGUUUGCAAAUCUGUGACAACUCAAGCCGUUGAAUACCUUUGUCACAUACGCUGUUACGCUAUUGAUUUCUAACUUAGUGUGAACUGCUCUUUUCCAGUACAACAUGCAGCAUUUCGACUGCAGGAAGAUGUUUCCAGCAGUAGGAAAGAGAAAUGUUUACAUUUUUUUACCUGCAUUUUAGAGUUCCAGCUAACUUCAUGAAGUGCGACUGUGUUGCAGCACUGUACAGUACUCUGGUGGUGGCAGUACAUGUAGUCAAAGUCAAGAUGCAGACUGCUUCACUUGAGUAUUAUUGAGGUUGCAACUAACUACUAAGGCUAAUCUAAUGUCACUGUAAGAACCGUGACUCGCUCAAACUGCGAGUGCGAUUUUGGGAGUUGGGGAGUAAAAUGACCAACAAAGAGAUACAUUCUGAGUGCCGUUCCUUUUCAACACGAGAGCACAAGCUGCACUGGAGUAAGCCCUUUCUAGUUUUGCAUCCCCUAAAAUCUUCACUGAUAAAAAACAAGACAAGCCAAAAUAUAGUUUACAAAGGAAAAUAGAGGAUUCAUCUUUUCUUUGACAUGAAAAUAUCUCCGGAGUUUACAUCUGGAGUGAAACAGUCAGCAUUCACAUCGGGCAGAACAGUCCCUGUUUAAAAAGCCAGGAAGUCACAAAUAAAGUGCGAAGCAACUAGUGGACUAAACAUUGCACAAAAAAACAAAACAAAUCAAACAAAAAACAGAAUUACACUUUACCCAGUCCAAAACCUGACAUGAUAGGCAACUACAACGGAAAACAAUCACAUCUGAUGUCAUAUCUAGAUCAAACUCCUGUACAUAACAUGGGAUAGAAAUCAGCUCAAUGUGUCUAUCAUGUCAUGCAGUUGACUGCGUAAUGCAGAAGCCUCAGAAGAUUCAAGUCCACAUAUGCAAACGCUCAGUGCCAAUCUGCAACUUUUGCAAGACAGAACCUGCUUCCAUUUUCUCAAGAAAGCCAAAACGUUGUGCUGAUGGGAGACGAGGGGCCGGAUUGACUGUGGGUUUCUAUACGUAUGAGAAUCAACUGCUCGCACCCGUACCCGGUGAGAUGCUACAGUAGGGAGAGAGAGAGAGAGAGAAAGGGAGAGAGCGGAACAAGCAACAGUCCGAUUCCUCAGAGGAGAAAAGGGUGACGACUGUAGAGCAGAUAGAAAAAGAGAGAGAGAGAGAGAGCAAGAGGAGUCUGGUCCGACUGUGAUGGGACCAAAAACUCCAAUCGUGGGGUCAUUUGGCAAAAAACUAGGACGCUGCCACAGAAAAUACAUUCCCUUAUCAUUCGUGAAGUAGCAUUAUACAGAGAUGGAGGUAACAGAGUCACUUAACAGGAAACUGAGUUAACUGUUGCACAGGAGAAACCCAUACAUGCAUCCCUUUAGACUUUAUGAUAGCGUUAUGUUACACAAAUCAAACCUGCAGAGCUAUAGAAGGCCUUCAUUUAGAGGUUUUGACCGUCAGUUUAGUCAUGCAUUUUGUUUCAGCUAUAGCGUAUUAUGUACAAGGUCAGUGUGAAGGACUAGUAUUCAGCAGGAUGACAGAAAGGAAGUGACAGGAAAGCUCAAAAUCACUGGAUUAACAACAGUGAUGUUUGGCUCAAACAUAAUGCUUAUUUUUAAGGAAUAAAUAUACAUUUGUUUCAGUGACUUAAAGGAAAAAUCCAGCUGUCUAGCUGUUCUAGGACCUUUUGUUUAUUUUUCACCCUCCUGUAGUAGAUUACUGGCCUAGUGACAAUCCAGAUAUUUCAAGCAACUACAGUAACAUGUUUCAUUGAUCUAAGACGUCAACAUUAAGUCAGGUUUGGCGUUAGAGAAGUUAGAGAAAGGCUUUCAGUCAUACAGUUAGAGAUGUGAGAGGAAUUGUGGGAAAACUUGGGAAAGUUACAAGGACAGGUUCACAAAGGAAAAAGUUUCAAAGUAAAUCUGGAUUCAUGCUUCUCGGUUGAGAUGUUCUGCUGAUGUAGAAAUAGUUCAGCGUACGAUUUCACUCGUUGAUUGUCAUAGCACCACUUCAACACUCGAUGGAUGUCCUGCACCCAUUAUAUACUCAAACUAGCAGUUUUCCUUUCGUUGUCUACUACAGAGUGACAACGUGAAGCUUCUUUAAUCACAAAUUUGUCUGUUUUUUGGGACUUUUGGGGGCUCUGUGUUACACAGCUAUGAUGACUGUAAAUGUUAGAUUGCAAUAUAAAUUUGUCUAGAGCUUUUCUUUAAAUUGCUCAAAGCUGUCUUCACUAUCAACCGUCUCUACCAGCAUUAGUAACAUAUAGUAGCUCUGGUGUGUCGUUUUUUUGUUUUUAUUUGGCCUCCAUCAGAACAACUUUUUCAGAAGAAUAAAUCCAGCUUGACUCCUGUUAAGCAAUAAAAAUGUCAGAGGUGGAUUUUUCCUUUAAGGGUCAUUUUGUGUCUCAUUUGCAUAGGAAUCACAGAUCUGUUGAAGACAAACAAAAACCUUUGAUGGAGGAUUACAGCAGACAAACACUUCAACUGAAACAACAACUGUAGAGGUGUGCAGUAAACCAAACGUGAUUCCUUUUCUGGAGCGGGUGGUGGGUUGGAAAAUCUUCCCAACAGCGCUUUAGGUGAAUAAAUGAUUAGCACGUCUGUACAUGAACAUUACAAUAUAUCAAACAUGAUCCCACAGACCUACACACACAUCUCUCAGGGAAACUCUGACAAAAGGCCAACGCAGAUUGAAAAUCUCUAAAAUUUGACAAUUUGUUCUGCCCGUUUUGACUGAAGAGAUUGUGUCGUGGGUGUAGUUGGAGAUGAUAUCAAUAUAUACAUUAUUAGAUGAAACUUGUGUAAACAUUUUUCAGUUUGAAGAGGUGGCGUAAACUACUUUAGACUCCACUACAUCCCUGAUUGUUUCUGUGAUCAUUUUUGUUGUUUGUAAUACUGAAUGGAACAUGGCCGAUCUCACAUGGUGCUGUUGGAACAUUGCAUACAAUAUUAAAUAUAUAUAAAUACACUCUUGUUCUUUCUUAAACCUUUAUGCACUUCAUACAGUUUACUAAACGGAGUAAACAGACCUUCUAUGAUAAAAAUAUCCAUAUAUUCAUAAACUACAGGCUUCGAUACUGUCAAAUAUCCAACAAUGGACCAUUAAAAUCUCCAUACUUUGCAUGAUACUUCUUCAUUAGCAUUUUUGUUAGAGCUUCCCUGGCAAGGAGCAAAAAGCCUCCCCAUAAUUGCACUCCUUCUCAAAGACCUCAAACUCAUCCUUGUGAUUUUUUUUUUUUUUUUUUUGUCGUUUCGUUUUUAGCCCCACUUUAAAAAACAUCAACAAUUUGGCUAUAAACUGUACCGAUACAAAAUACAGUACAUUGAUUUGUCAAACCUUACACAACAUAACCACAAAUAUCACUGACCAAAAGUUAAGUUCUCUCAAAUACAAGAAAAUGUUACAAUAAGUUACGAAAAUACGUUGUCACAUUAGACACUUAAGUAGAACAGUAGAAUACUCAUGUAAGGCAAAAUCAGGUGAUUUCACAGUGACGACUUAAAAAGACUUUUAAGAUUUUAGUGUUUAAAAACAGACAGCUUCCUUCACUGAGAAGAAGUUCAGUCUGGAUAUAUAUAUAU